Cornus florida is the source of this 2037-nucleotide messenger RNA. RefSeq lists its product as uncharacterized. NCBI's taxonomy places the organism in Eukaryota, Viridiplantae, Streptophyta, Magnoliopsida, Cornales, Cornaceae. The transcript has 2 exons. The coding region runs from base 313 to 1068 and encodes 251 amino acids. The record is from RefSeq and is a predicted model, not a curated record.
AAUAGUCCAAAGCUAAAACUGCCAGCUAAAAACUACAUUUAACGACCAUUUAGCCGUUAAUGGAGGAAUUUAGCAAACAUUUCGGUGGCUGCCCUAAAUGAGAACUGCCGGAAGUAGUUCAGUCCGGCGGCCUUGGAGGAAGACGACAGGAGGAGGGCGAAAGAUUCCAAUCCAUGAGGAUGCUUCUGGAGAAGUGACUGUCAUGGAGAAAUCCCAAUUUCAGAAUCGAGGAGAUUGAGUAUUUGAUCUUAGCCAGGACAGAUCUUUGAGUGUUUUCCUUCCUUUUAAAGAUUCUUUCAUUCCGUUCUUCCCAUGUGUAGAGAGGCAGAUCUUCCGAACCAGAUCAUGCCUCCGCGGUACAAGAGUACAGCCAGGAGAUCUUCGGGGCCACAGCGACCCCGCAGACAUAUACGGCCCAGGAUAGAGAUGGUUGCCGAGCCAUCUCAUGUUCAGGCGGAGCCCGCACAGGCUACUCCCCCUCAGUUCCCAUCCCACGAGGCUGAAGAGGGAGCUGACCACAUGCCAUCUACAUCUCAGGCUCCUCCAGCCUUCACACCAUCACCUUCUCCUGUGCGCCAUCAGGCAGAUGCAGCCGCCAUGCCAUCACCGCAGCCACCUCUACUGGCUCAGCGCCGUGACCAGUUGCUGCCGAGAUAUGCAGCUAUGACCGUGGCUCAGGAGUCAUACUUCGAUACUGAGUACUUCUCCGAGUCUAUCCUGACCCGGUCUGGCUAUCAAGAUAUCAUGCAGCGGGGCCUCUCAGCCAUCUUUGCCCCAGUCACCGGCCUUGUAUACCCGCGACUGGUGCGGUUAUUCUUUCAGCAUCUCCGGCCCUCGCCACGAUCUACCGCAGAGAUGAUCACUACACUGGACGGCCACGAGAUUGUCAUCACAGUUGACACUCUGGCCCGUGUUUGCCGGUGCCCACACCGGUGUCCACCUGAGCUUGCAGAGACAUACCCGAGGCUGCAUAGGCCUUCAUUUUCUGACAUGGCUGUCUCCUUGACAGGCCAUCAUGCCGGUGGUCAGACAUUCGCCACCAGGACCUUCUUGCCUGACGACCUCUGAUUCAUUGACACAGUUCUUUUCCAGAACAUUUACAUGGCGGGCCACAAGAUCCAGAGGCGUCAUGACUACUUGACAGCUCUUUACGCUUUUUACACGGGCUGCUGGGUAUCUAUCCCAGUCCUCAUCUGGAGCGUGAUGAGGUUACUGUAUGAUUCUUUCAUUUCCAGGAAGGACCCUAAGCGGUCCAAGGUCCUGCCCUUCGGACACCUCAUCACGCAUAUCCUUCUUGACCAGCGCUACAGAGUGCCCCCAGAUGAGGAGCCCCUCACACGGUCCAGCUUCUAUAGGAGGAGCGACUGGAAUAAGAGCUACAAUGCUCUUAUUCGGAGUCUUCAGGAGCCAGCUGUAGAGGCAGCAGCUGAACUAGAGGAGGAGGAGGCAGCCCAGGCACAGCCGGCACCUCCAGCAGCAGCAGAUAUAGCAGCGGAUGACGCACCAGUCGGUCCGGCUACCGAUCGCAUGGACAUUGACCUGGAGCGACCUGCGGAGGAGUAUGCCGAUGCUGCAGAUGAUGCUGAUGCCGAUGAUACCAGUGAUCGAGCCGCUGCUCAGGAGCGAGUUCGGGAGUCUUCUUCAGAGGCAUCUCUGCCUGAGUCUCCAGUUCCCACUCCCGGAUUCGGAGCACGCUUGCAGACACUGGAGGAGGACGUAGCAGCCAUGCGAGCAGACAUCACUGCCCACCGAGCUGAGUUCACCUCUUUCAGGGCGGAUGUCAUGGCUUGCCAGCCGACUCCCUACACCUGCAUCCGCACCUGCACCUGCACCUCCAGCCACUAUAGAUCUUCACGAUCAGGCCUCCUGAGACUCCACUUCCAGUUGUUUUAUGCUUUCAUUUCUUUUAUUCUGGAUCUGUAUUAUACUGUCACUGUUACUGUAUUAUACUUUGCGGUCGGUCUGUCGGCUUUAUUAUUUUAUUGAUGUACCUGCACUUUAUAUUCUCUAUAUAUUGCUUUUUGAUUAUGGAUAUCU